Diospyros lotus (date-plum) is the source of this 2273-nucleotide messenger RNA. RefSeq names its product inositol phosphorylceramide glucuronosyltransferase 1. Gene Ontology annotation, molecular function: glycosyltransferase activity. The transcript is spliced from 10 exons. The record is from RefSeq and is a predicted model, not a curated record. Bases 365 to 1975 code for a protein of 536 amino acids. Lineage: Eukaryota; Viridiplantae; Streptophyta; Magnoliopsida; Ericales; Ebenaceae.
UAGCGUAGCGUAGCGUAGGAAUAGAGAGAGGCAGGGUAUGAUGUAGGUUGACCAGAACAAAUCCUGAGAAUGGUUGAAAGCGCUUGAAUCGAAUAGAAAGACUUCUCCCAGGCUGAGGCGGCUGCGGACUGUGACGACAACCACAACCGCCACCACGACUCCUCUGAUCUCCUUCGUCGAAGGAGCAGCAGACCAGAGCCAGAGGAAGAACAAGAGGAGGAGGGGAAGAAAAAUUAUCCUAAAUCCUAUAAUAAUAAUAAUAAUAAUAAUAAUAAUAUAAUUCCCUUCAAUCCCGAAUUCCAACUCUCUCUCCCCCCCCCCCCGCCCCAAAUCGAACCCUCCUUCCGAUCCUUCCUAAUCUGCGAUGACGCCAAUUUAUUGCAGAUUAGGGAUUUUGCUGGCGCUCUUCUCCCUGCUUCUGAAUUCGAUUCAUGCCCGCCAGUCCUCCAACGAGGCCUACGUUACUCUUCUAUACGGCGAUGAAUUCUUGCUGGGUGUUCGGGUUCUCGGCAAGUCGAUUCGGGACACCGGAUCCACCAAGGAUAUGGUCGUUCUUGUCUCCGAUGGUGUGUCGGAAUUUUCCAAGAAACUCCUCCAGGCUGAUGGUUGGAAUGUAGAGCCAAUUAGUUUAUUGGCAAAUCCAAAUCAAGUGCGACCCCAAAGGUUUUGGGGGGUCUACACAAAACUAAAAAUAUUCAACAUGACGAACUACAAGAAAGUGGUGUAUCUUGAUGCUGAUACGAUAGUUGUAAAGAGUAUCGAAGAUUUGUUUAAAUGUGGCAAAUUCUGUGCUAACUUAAAGCACUCAGAAAGGCUCAAUUCAGGAGUUAUGGUACUGGAACCAUCUCAAACAGUUUUUAAUGACAUGAUGACCAAAGUUAAAACAUUGCAUUCUUAUACUGGAGGAGACCAGGGGUUUCUAAAUUCCUACUAUGCAGGGUUUGCUAAUGCCCAUGUUUUUGAGCCAGACUUGCCUAAGGAAGUGUUAAAUUCUAGAGCAGUCCCUGAGAUGGAGAGGCUCUCGACUCUAUAUAAUGCUGAUGUGGGCCUGUACAUGCUUGCAAACAAGUGGAUGGUGGAUGAGGAUCAACUUCGAGUGAUACAUUAUACUCUUGGCCCCCUUAAGCCAUGGGAUUGGUGGACAUCUUGGCUUUUAAAACCUGUUGAUGUCUGGCAGAAUGUUAGGGUUCAGCUUGAAGAAUCUCUUCCUGGGACUGGUGGGGGCAGAAGUCCCAAUCAUGAACUUCUAGUGAAAUUCCUUUUCCUAUUCCCAGUUUUUACUUUACUUUUCUGUUACUACCGGUCUUUUCUACAGACACGUUCUUUGGGGGAUCACAUUAGGCAUCUUUACUACAAGUUCAGAUCUAGGGGUGCUCUAGUUUAUUCUGCUGUUUCUUCUACUACCACAGAUUCUAGUCCACAGUUCUCAAAUGAAGUGCAGUCCAAAGUGCCUGUUUUUCUGGGUGGACUUUCUGUUUUUGUCUGUUUUGUGGCUGCUGUGGUGUCCCUAGCUCUUGCAAUACUGAUUGUCCCAAGGCAAGUAAUGCCAUGGACUGGUUUGCUUCUGAUGUAUGAGUGGACGUUCACACUCUUCUUCCUGUUGUUUGGAAGUUAUCUACACUCAGUAUACCGGUGGGGAAAGAUGAAGGCAAAUCAAGUUGGAUCUGCUUCUUCUCGUCCUGGAUCUCUUGAUUACGACUCUGGAAAAGGCCAUCAGCGGCAAUUAUCUUCUUGUGAUGUUGCUACAUGCUAUUACGGGUUAGGAAUGGCAUUCCUGGCUGUUGCUGCCCCUUCAUUGCCUUGUUUGCUGGGGAUCACUGCUCUCUUCUUCAGGUUAGGAUUGAUGUUUGCUGGCGGCCUAGUUUUGGCAUCUUUCAUGACAUACGCUUCAGAACAUCUUGGAAUUAGGUCAUUUUUGAGAGGCUUAGAAGAAAAAGACGUACCACGGACAAAAAGCUUAUGUUUCUUAUGCUAACGAGAGUCAAAUUUAUAGGUGGAAGCCAGCCGAUAACCCAAGUUUUCCUCUCUGAAAAUCUCUCAUUUGCUUCACUUAUAGCUGCUGCUGCUGCUCUCCAAGGGCGUGAUUUGAGAUGAAAUUUAUUCUAUUGCUAGGCAUUUUGCAAGUCUAGAAACGCUAUUCUUUAUCUUGUGUUGUAAUUUGUCAGAGCAUCGGGUUGAUCAACUUUCUGUAUAAUGUUGUUGUAGUGUACAAAAUUGCAUCUUUUUUUUUGGAUUGAACUAAUAACACUAUGGCACUCUCAUAUUUGGGCAGA